GCGACAGCGGCGAGGAGGUCAUCACGGAGGAUAACACGAUGGUUCUGCGUCCUCCCCGGGAGCUGCUGCUUACGAAGGAGGAUCUCUUAAAGUUUGUGGAGUUGGUGCAGGAAACCCCUUUGAAGCGGGUGAAGGAGUCGCCUGUGGUGUGGCGCUUCAUUGAGGAAAAGGCACGGCGGCUUAGGAUGAGUGAAUUGCUGAAGACCGUCGAGCAGCAGGCUGUCGUUGCGACGGCGUAG
This is a messenger RNA of Trypanosoma cruzi, 239 nucleotides long. RefSeq lists its product as uncharacterized. The transcript has a single exon. The annotation marks the transcript as partial. NCBI's taxonomy places the organism in Eukaryota, Euglenozoa, Kinetoplastea, Trypanosomatida, Trypanosomatidae. The record is from RefSeq and is a predicted model, not a curated record.